Molecule: messenger RNA, 2182 nt
Organism: Pogonomyrmex barbatus (red harvester ant)
Lineage: Eukaryota; Metazoa; Arthropoda; Insecta; Hymenoptera; Formicidae
Gene: nompC
Product: no mechanoreceptor potential C
Biological process (GO): calcium ion transmembrane transport
Cellular component (GO): membrane
Molecular function (GO): calcium channel activity; protein binding
Source: RefSeq, a predicted model, not a curated record
UAUCCACACACACCACCCACACCCACACAUAUGUGUAUGUACGUGCGUGUUUUCUGUACCUAUAUCGUAUUUGUCAUAAUUGUGAGUUACUAGAAACGUUUUAUGCUAGUGAACGCCGAUGUUGUAUGCAAUUCGUGAUGUGCAUCUCAACCGCACGGUCGUUUCUUUAUGUGUGACUCGAUGGACUUCUGCGGACUUCUGUGUCUCACUCCACGAAGGAAUCACUCUCUUCGCGUUUCCCUUUCUUUUUUCUUUCUUUUUUUCUCUCUCUCCUCCUUUUUUUUCAACGAAUCGGGACCAUUUUUCGGCCGAAAGAGAAACCUCUCUUUUUUGCGUCCUUGCAUGCGAGCAACAUUUUGCGCGAUGUGACACGCCCGCCUUUGGAGUCGUGCAAGCUAGGCAAGUGAGGAGGAGGACGUGCAACCCCUGAGCUGCAUGUCGCAUCCCUUUAUCCACCGGAAAUGUAUCGCGCGAUACGUUUCAAAACGUUCUCCACUCGCGCCCUCCUCUCUUUCUCUCUUUCUCUAUCUCAUUCAGCAUGGAACGCACUACGAAUGCCCCCCCCCCUCUCCCCCCCUCUCCACAUUGUUCGAUCACUAGCUGCCUCGAAAAAAGGCGCGUCGAUUUUAUCAGGAAUGCAAUCUCUCCCCUGCUUAGCAAGAUGCAUCGUUGGACUCGUCGCGCGUCCUGCAACGCGCUGGUCCGACGAUAGAGAAUCUCACGUCAAUCUUCAUCGUCACGACGUAUCCUUGUGACGCGGGACGACGAGGAGAAAAGAAAAAGAAAAGAAAAUUAAAAAAAAUAAAUAAAAAAAAAAGGGAAUCGCGCGAUUACAUCCGAUUUGGAUGUAAAAGCAAGGUGAAUUAGAGCGACGAUUAGAGGCUUAAAAGACGAGUACGUGACAGUACGUACUCGACGACGAUCGCAGCAAUGAAAGGUUCAUGGCAUGCAUCCGGCGUUAGUCCGCAGCCGCAAGCUGCAAGAGCAUGGCCAGAGUCUAUAUAAAAGAUAUGCAUGAAGCAUGUUCGUUCCGUUUGUUCGUUCGCCCGUUCGCUCGCUCGCUCGCUCGCUCGCUCGAUCGUUAUUGUACGUUAUGGAAUACUCACGUGCGCAUUCAUAGCGAGUACCCCACCUCAGUAGUAGCCGAUCUGUAAUGGCACAAAGCAAGCAAAUGAGCUAAAAAGAAAAAAAAAAAAAAAAAAAGGAGAACGAAAGAGCCUUUAGAGCUACCAAGAAACGUCUUGUGUGUGUGUGUGUGUGUGCCUCGUAAUUCCAGUAAAGAUGAAUCCGGUACUCGCCUUCGAGUAUCUGUUCUUCGCCGUCUUCGGCCAAACGACCCACGGCGAGUUGAAGGUAGAGGUCAAUCAGCCGCAGUGGACCUCGGUCCUCUUCAAGUUGACCUUCGGCGUGUACAUGUUGGUCUCGGUAGUGGUGUUGAUUAAUCUGCUGAUCGCCAUGAUGAGCGACACUUAUCAACGGAUACAGGCGCAGUCGGACAUUGAAUGGAAAUAUGGGCUCAGUAAACUGAUCCGAAACAUGCACAGAACUACCACAGCUCCGUCCCCGCUAAACUUGCUCACCACCUGGACCGUGUACUUCAUCAAGCUGUGCAGGCAGCGCAAAGCUAAACGCAAGCGGCCCUCGCUGGUGCACAUGAUGGGGCUGCAGCAUGCCAGCCGUUUAUCACCCAGGUCGAAGAUGGGCGCGAAAUGGUUGGCCAAGGUUAAGAAGGGUCAGGUCCGCCCGAAGGAUAGUAUGACCCUCUCCGUGGUACACCUCAGUCCGCUGGGCAGUCAGCUGUCCUUCAAUAGCGCGACUAGAAUAGAGAACGUAGUGGACUGGGACUCGAUCAGAAAGAAGUAUCUUGCCCUGACCGGGAACGAGCCCGAGAAGGAAGAAGCGGAGAAGGAGGAGAAGGGCGACGAGGGCGAAAACGAGGACGAUAACGGACCGACGGCAUCCAACGCCUCGACGGUACCGGCGACAGUUUCCAAUCCGCCCACGUAAAAGAUCGCCGUCGCCUCUUGCUACCAUUCGGCCGAUUUGCCGAAUGCGAGUCAGCGCGAAAAGCAGCGCGAGCAAACGAGCGACUCUAGACACAGCCGUCGCGCAAUCGCGCUCCGUAUUGUUUACUAGAAACACUUGGUGACACGUGCGCUAAAAAAAAAAAAAAAAAAAAGAA